Molecule: messenger RNA, 1880 nt
Organism: Serinus canaria (Common canary)
Lineage: Eukaryota; Metazoa; Chordata; Aves; Passeriformes; Fringillidae
Gene: PGM1
Product: phosphoglucomutase 1
Exons: 11
Coding region: 63-1751 (562 amino acids)
Biological process (GO): carbohydrate metabolic process
Cellular component (GO): cytosol
Molecular function (GO): phosphoglucomutase activity; magnesium ion binding
Source: RefSeq, a predicted model, not a curated record
GGCGGCGGGGCCGUGGCGGCCGCGAUCCCCUCCCGGCUCCCGGAACUCUCCCGGCGCCGGCCAUGGUGCGGAUCGUGACCGUGCAGACCAAGCCCUACGGCGACCAGAAGCCGGGCACCAGCGGGCUGCGCAAGAGGGUGACGGUGUUCCAGAGCAAUGCCAACUACACCGAGAACUUCAUCCAGAGCAUUCUGGCCACCGUGCCGCCCGCCGAGCGCCAGGACGCCACGCUCGUGGUUGGAGGCGACGGCCGCUUCUACAUGAGAGACGCCAUCCAGCUCAUCGUCCGCAUCGCCGCCGCCAACGGGAUCGGGCGCCUGGUGAUCGGGCAGAACGGGAUCCUGUCCACGCCGGCCGUGUCCUGCCUCAUCCGCAAGAUCAAAGCCAUCGGGGGCAUCAUCCUCACGGCCAGCCACAACCCCGGCGGGCCCAGCGGCGACUUCGGCAUCAAAUUCAACAUUGCCAACGGAGGUCCUGCUCCUGAAGCCAUCACGGAUAAAAUUUUCCAAAUCAGCAAGAAAAUUGAGGAAUAUGCAAUCUGCCCAGAUCUCCAGGUGGACUUGGGCACCAUUGGCAAGCAGCAGUUUGACUUGGAGAACAAAUUUAAGCCAUUUACAGUGGAAAUUGUGGACUCUGUGGAAGCCUAUGCCAGCAUGCUGAGGAAUAUCUUUGACUUCAGUGCCUUGAAGGAGCUGCUCUCAGGGAAGAACCAGCUCAAGAUUCGCAUCGAUGCCAUGCACGGGGUUGUGGGCCCUUAUGUGAAGAAGAUCCUGUGUGAGGAGCUGGGAGCCCCAGCAAAUUCAGCUGUGAACUGCACCCCCCUGGAGGACUUUGGGGGCCACCACCCUGACCCCAACCUGACCUAUGCUGCUGACCUGGUGCAGACCAUGAAGACGGGAGAGUACGACUUUGGAGCUGCCUUUGAUGGAGAUGGGGACCGGAACAUGAUUUUGGGCAAGCACGGCUUCUUCGUCAACCCCUCCGACUCGGUGGCCGUCAUCGCCGCCAACAUCUUCAGCAUCCCCUACUUCCAGCAGACCGGGGUGCGCGGCCUGGCCCGCAGCAUGCCCACCAGCGGGGCCCUGGACAGGGUGGCCCAGGCCACAAAGAUUGCUCUGUACGAGACUCCAACGGGCUGGAAGUUCUUUGGAAACUUGAUGGAUGCAAACAAACUGUCUCUGUGUGGAGAGGAAAGCUUUGGGACUGGCUCCGACCACAUCCGAGAGAAGGACGGGCUGUGGGCAGUGCUGGCCUGGCUCUCCAUCCUGGCCGCCCGCAAGCAGAGCGUGGAGGACAUCAUGAAGGACCACUGGCAGAAGUAUGGCAGGAACUUCUUCACCAGGUAUGACUAUGAGGAGGUGGAUGCAGAUGCUGCCAACAAAAUGAUGAAGGAUUUGGAGGCGGUGAUGUUUGACCGCUCCUUCGUGGGGAAGCAGCUGUCGAGUGGGGACAAAGUCUACACGGUGGAGAAAGCUGACAACUUCGAGUACAACGACCCCGUGGAUGGCAGCGUCUCCAGGAACCAGGGCCUGCGGCUCAUCUUCUCCGACGGCUCCCGCAUCAUCUUCCGGCUGAGCGGCACCGGCAGCGCCGGGGCCACCGUGCGCCUCUACAUCGACAGCUACGAGAAGGAUGCUCAGAAGAUCAACCAAGACCCACAGGUGAUGCUGGCACCUCUCAUUUCCAUUGCACUGAAACUUUCCCAGCUCCACGAGAGAACCGGCCGCUCCGGGCCCACCGUCAUCACAUAGAGCUCUGGGGCAGGCAGCCCAGCCCUUCCCCUGGCAAACUGCCACUAAAAGAGGAAUAUUGAUUUUAUCCCUGUAUUUAAGAACACUGUUUUGCUGCUAAGGAUAGCCAAUAAACCCCAGCCCUCAGCA